CUGGGACUGUCGCUGCGCGCCGCCUCGACAAUCAUGGACGUUGAUUGUCCGAUUGUUAGCCUGAAGCGAUCCAGCAGCGCGCCGAUGAUUAACGAGAUCAGCGCGACCAUGUCCGUCACCACGCCGUCGACGUCGUCGUCGAGGGAUGCUGCAUCCACCUUUAACAUUUUUGCUAAUACAACUCGUCUACGACGUUUUAGUACCAGUAGCCCUGGUAAUGUUCCUAGAUUGACGCCACGCGUGAGUCAGUUGAGACAAGAGGAAUGUGUAGAUGUUGCCGGCCGAGAAGCGGCACACGAGAAAGAAAUUCAUAGUGCCAUGCAGAUAUCGCAGUCAUGGGAAGACCUCACCUUAGAAGCGGAAGGACUGUCAUUCAAAGAUUCAGAGUCUCCCACGCAGCUUAACAAAAUGGAACGACCGAAGAGGCUAUUGGAUCCCCUAAGUCUGAAUUUGUCUAUCACCGGCUCAUCGCUGUGUUCCUCACCCUCUCCCACGCGAUCCGGUUUUAAUCAAAGACAGUGCUACUCUCCUGGUAUUCACAUCUGGAAGAACAAUUUGUCUCCUAGUCCUACGAGAAAGGCGUUUGCCACAAGACGCAGUUUGAGUCCUAUCGCAAUAAGGCCAAGCAGUUUGGGGCCAGUCAAAAGAAAAUUUGAACUAGACGAGGCUGGGAUGGACAACUUGCAACCGCCUGCAAAACGCACUUUUGGUCUACUGGCCUCAGUCGCAUCCAGAUUGGAUGCAUUGUCCAGCCCACUCCCAGGCACUAUCAGUUCCGUGGGCACGCCCGAAUCGUUAUCAAGCGCGGAUUCGCCUAGUUUCUCUUUUCGGCCAGUGGACAGUCCAUCACCAGUUCGUGUGGGUCCGAAUAGUGACAGCGAUUCCCUAUCAGACAUGAGCAAUCAAAGCAAAUCGAUGGAUCAAAUCCGCACCGAUCAGAUCAGUCAAGACAAUCACAGAUGAACGUGAGAGAUUAUCGGACACGCAAAAGCUUGAAGAUUGGACGUGUCAUUUGAAUCUUCUCGGCACAUUGAAUGUGAGGCAGAAGGUAUUUGUGUGUCUCACACCAAAUCCAAAAAUCGCAAGCAUAUCUUUCUCGUCGGUCUUGUCGAUUGUUGACAAAAAAAAAAGACAGUUAUGUUGACAUAAAUUACUUGGAACUUUAGUGCAAGUGUGCGAUAUAAAGUUUAUAAGAUGCGCAUUUCUAAAUGUGUGUCUUUCUCCUCUUCGAUGUAUAAGUAAACGUAGCGCCAACAGUGUUCUCUUCCCUUAAUUAUGCUAACCAAACAUAUCGGCGAAAGAAAGACGCUUUACAAUCCCCUCUUCUCUCCUCCUCCCCUCCCCUCCCUUUUCCUGGUAAUCGUAUCGUUUCGUUAGAUUUAUUCCGGAGUAAAGUAUUUAUGCUCUCCGAGACAUUGGCAUGAUUUACUUUCUGUUUUCUUUUUUUUUUAAGUAGCUUUAUACAAUAAUUCUAUAUGUAUCGAUUAAUGUAUACACGAUAUAAUGCCUCUGUUCUCCGCUUUAUUUGUUUUAUCCAUCCUAUUCGACGACCUUUGGCUCUUGUUAUCUAUUUUUAAUACGUGAUUUUUUUGGCAUUGGAUAAUUCCCUAUCCAGUGACUGCUAAAAUGCAUAAUUUAUAAUCGAAAUUAUUUGUUGUAUGAUGAUCAAGAUUGUGUUUCGCGUUUAAUCGGCCCCGUAAUAUUGUAUAGACACAAUUUAAUCAUCUCUAAUCUCUUUUUUAUUAUUAUCAUUUUCACCGAUAUUGCGAUGGGACUUGAGUUUUCAUCUCAGCGAGAUAUUUGCACGUAAUUUGAAUCUUCAGGCUCGUAUUCUUGGUGUAACAAUCAGUGUUAAAUACUAAUGGAAGAUUCCGAAGUUUUCAUUUAGAAAAGUAUGUUUAAGGUGACAAGAUCAUAACAUAGAAGUAAUAAAUAUUCGAAAAGAGAGCAGGUUUGUAAAAAAAAAGUAUUCGAAUCUUUCAAGCAAAUCUCCGAGUCAUUUUUAGAGACUUACGAUGAGGAUAUGCCGCAUAUCUUCUUGAAGAUUAAAGAUACUUUUGAUUUUCUCUAUGAAAAGGAAAAUUCGCAAGCAUUGCGUGUUUUUUCGAGCAUUUUUGAACACUGUCAGUUUGCCAAAAAAUGUAUUUACGGGUGAAACUCGAGUACCAGUGUAUAUCGAAUAUUUAGUAAUGUAUGUACAUAUAUAUGUAGCAAUGCUGCUAUAACUCACAUGAGAUAACGAUCUUGUCUUACGUAAAUAAUAAUAAUAAUAAUAAUAAUAAUAAUAAUAAUAGUAAUAAUAAUAAUAAUAAUAAUAUAUAGACUCGUCUGUCCUAGAUUUCUUUGAAUAAUAUCGUACAAAUAGCUCUAUUUCUCUCUCUAGCGCUUUGUGAAUAAUAUUACGUAGACACUUCAUAGGAUCUUCCCUUUAUCUAAACCAAAGCAUAAAUAUUAAGUUAAAGCUCAUAUUACAUUUAAUACGCCCAUUGUUCUUUCUUCUCUUAUUUUCGGUGAAACCAAAUGUGCAAAAUCGUUCGAGCUCGUCUUUCCGCGCUUCUGACGAAAUGCAUCUUUCUAUGAAAACUACACGUGAAACGUGUAAUGAUUUUUGGAACAAGUGCAGCAUUCCGAGAAGAUUCUGCGCACGAUCUCGAUCGAGCGUCACUUUUGGAAUAUAAAUGUUUUGUAUAAAUAUAUAUGAGUAGAAAGACACGUUAUUUAUAUAUAUUUAAAUAAAGUAUCAUGUUUCAGAAGAGAGAGAAAGAGAGUAAAUUCAAUUGACGAUGCUACGAGAAUCUGACUGUGCCAGAAAAUAUUAUUAGUAAUAUACGCAGAAAGGAUUGUUUAAAUCUUGUAUGCGUUUUAGCAUGUAUCUUUCAAACUUCCGCUCGCCUGUUAAUAAACUGAUGAUAGAUUAUGUCACAUUUCAUUUUUACGCGACGUGCCGAUGAACGAUUUUUAUUAUGCAUCCAACACGUGCGCGUGGACAAUAAAAAUCGUCCAUACAAACCAUUCUAAUCGACUUUCGAAGAUCUUGGCAUCUUUUCUAGCAUUAUAUUUUUCACCUUGCGUAAGACGCGAAUAUCGCGAAUAGAUCACUGUGCGUAGGUUGCGUAUUUUUAAUAGAAAAUCUACGAUUCGUAAAAAAAAUGUGAAUGUGAAGUGCUGUAUUUCUUAUACAUAUAUGCUGACCUUCGUAAAGUAGAUUUUAGCGUAUAAUCGGAUAUAUAGCAAAUCUCUAGCAAGAAAAUGGAUUUUUCCGUGUGUAUGCUUCCUACGUCUAAGACUGAUGUCACGCUAGGCGUAUAAAAAACAAAAGUUUCCUUUCUUCUCCCCCGUUCACAUAUAUCGGACUUACGAGUAUGCCACUUGAAUAUCUUCAUUAUAAAAUUUUGUGCGUAAAAGAAGAAUGAAAAGCGUGCUUUUUGCAUAAUUCUGACAGGAACAUACAGAAAAGAAAUUAAUAUCGAACCAACAAUCAUUGUAUCACAUAUAAACAAGAAUAUAUAAUUUA
Monomorium pharaonis (pharaoh ant) is the source of this 3514-nucleotide messenger RNA. Its product is annotated as protein FAM122A. The record is from RefSeq and is a predicted model, not a curated record. Gene Ontology annotation, molecular function: protein serine/threonine phosphatase inhibitor activity. The transcript is spliced from 5 exons. The coding region runs from base 34 to 963 and encodes 309 amino acids. NCBI's taxonomy places the organism in Eukaryota, Metazoa, Arthropoda, Insecta, Hymenoptera, Formicidae.